Cinara cedri is the source of this 14742-nucleotide messenger RNA. The record is from the annotation of a GenBank genome assembly. NCBI's taxonomy places the organism in Eukaryota, Metazoa, Arthropoda, Insecta, Hemiptera, Aphididae.
AUGAAAGGAUAUACCCUGAGGCACAAUGAGAAACUUCAUAGCAUUAUCCUGAAAGGUAUGAUAGAAAGAAAGUGAUAAAGAUGAAGGCCAAAAACGAAUUAUAUAAGUUAAAUAAUUAAAGAUGCAAAAGUUAGUUCGUACAAAAAACUCAAGGAAAAGACGUACACAAGAGAUUCUUAGAGAGAUCAUUUAUUGUACAACAAUUUAUGAAUUGAAUGUUUAAAAUAAAAUAAAAAUAUUUAAAUAAAAAAGCUAUUAUAAACCUAUAAUCAGCAUUAACCAACAAACUUGGAAAAUGAUGUUAUUUACUAGUGAAAGAUGUACAUUUAAGUUUAAAAUGAAUUUUUUACAUUUACCUUGAUAAUUGAAUCAUUUUGGUAAAUUACGUCAUUGACCGAAAAAUAUUAUUGUCUAUUAUAUGUAUCAGUGCUAUGGACCGCGCAUUCAACCUCCCUCGCCUAUUGCAUGACAAGUAAGCAUUAGCUAUUGAGUAAGAGAGAUAAAUAUUGUUAUUAGGUAUAUAGUUAUUAGGUCUAUGGCCAUUCCUAUAACAAUUAUUAUGAGGGAGGCGGUGUUCCCAGAGGGACGGUAAACUGAGGCAAUUUAUCAUUCAUCACUACAUCACUAUAUAGAUAAAACGUCUCACUUUAUGAAACUUGGAAUAACUGUAUCCGUCCCUCUUGAAACACUGAUUAGGUAUGGAUAGCCUAUCUAUGUCUUUAUUAUCUAUGAGUAUACUCCAUGAAGCAUGGUAUAGAAUCACUGAACUAUAUACUAGUACAUAAUGUGUAGACCAGAUAUAGAACCACGAUUAGAUAUCUUCCCGAAUUGAGUCCAUAGAGUUGAAAAUUAAUUGUUUUCAUGCCAAUUUAAAUGACUAUAACCAAGAAACUAUUGAUCGGAUAUGAAUAUGUAUGUUACAUUAAAAUUUUUAGAAUAAUAUAUUAUCUUUUACAAAAUGGCUGUUUUCAAAAUUUUAAAGUCAUUUUUCUUUCAAUAAUUAAGUAUUUUUUAGUAAAAUUUAGCUUUUUUUUUUUCUUUUUUUUGAUUACAGCGACUUUUUUUAUCAUGCUAUUUCAUAAUAUCGUAUCCUCUCGAUUUCAUUUAUAUUUGUAAGUAACGAUAAACCAUUGAUUGACGAAAGACGAUUCCGAGCGUAGUUCGGUAAUACAUAAUUUGAAGUGGCGUUUCUUUUUUGCAAUUUUCAUUUAAAUUUAAUUUUAAAACACUUAUUUAAAAAGUCGUCUGAUGAUAUUGGAAAUUUGACCACGUCUAGGUAAGUCUAAUAUAAGUAUUAUUACCAAGAUUCAAGUCUCUGCGUGUAUUUAUAACCGAAUUACAGCAAACUCCCAAAAAUUAAAUUUCCUUAAAAGCUCAAAAUUGGCUCAAAAGUUUUUGCGUUGAUACCGUAAGAAAAUAAAUCAAAAAGCCAACAAAAAUGGUAUCUUGUGAUUUUUCGAUUAAAUCAUUUUCUCUGGUAGAAAAUGUCGUCCGUAUUUUUAUAAAAUUAUGAAAUCAUGAAAUUGUAUGUUUUCCUACGUUUUUUUUCCACUUCAGUGCUUUUAUUUAAAAAAUGGCGUCGAAAAUCAAAAAAUGACUUCUUUAAAGUACCAUCUAGAUAACUUGAGCUUUCAGAAAAGUUACGUAAAAAUUAGACCAAGUUUUUUAGAAAAACGUGUCCACAGACUAGAAGAAAGAAGAAAAAAAAAUUAAUAUAGAUAUUUUUUGUUGCAUUUUAGAUAAUUUUUUAAAUUCAAUAGUAAAGCCGUUUGCUUUGAUCCUGUAGGUACCUACCUCAUCAAUGACAAAAUUAAUACAUUUCCACAUAAAAUUCUGUUUUUCAAUUAUAAUAUAUUAAUAUUGAUCAUUGAUAAUACUUACAAUAUUCAAAAAACUAUUUCAUUAGGUAUAUCUUAGUAUAUGUAUUUUAAAUAAACAUGAAUGAAUUGGCCAUUGGAUAUGAAGAAAAAUAGAUACUCAUUAAUACUGCAAAAAUAAAUUGCACUAAUUAGGUAUAUUCAACAAUGUAUAUAUGUAUAGAAUAUUAUUUUUGAAUAAUAACGAAAAUAUAAAAAUUCAUUGUUCCAUAAUAUAUUACCAAUAGGUAUGUCAUAUUCUAUUAGAUACAUUAUUUAUGUCUUCUGAUACUGAUCAAAUUUAAUUUUAUAAGAAAAAAGAAAAUCUAACUUGGACAACCCAUUUAGACAACAAACGUCUUGCCUUCAACAACCACCUCAGGCAAUAUCAUCCUUUCCGUCCAAACACGCGUCACACUUCAUAAUAAAGUUUUUCUCUAUAAAUUACUCCUUAAACCUGUCUGGCUCCAUGGCAUCCAGCUAUGGGGUUCAGUCAAGAGCUCAAACAUAAAUACUAAAUAUAAUCAAAACCUUCCAAUCGAAAUGGCUCCACAAGAUAACCCAAGCUUUAUAGGUACUAUGUUUUGAAUGACUUUCUCCACAUCUCUAUAAUUCCAAACGUAGCCAAAACUUUUUAUAAACGUUUCAAUCUCAAAUUUGCGAAUCACCGAACUCCUCCUUUUCGGGACCUCUCUUUUCUUAUUAUUCCUGAUGACCCUGGUAUGUGAUAAGCGUUUGAAAGGUAAUUGAUGUCGAGAACUACUAGCUGAUUAACCACAGCCACCCACGUCAUGAAGUUUUAUUAAUGAAUUGUAUCUGCUAUCAAGUUAAUUUGCUUACAAUUAAGACUGUAAUGUAAAUCACAUUCUACUUGUCUAAUGUAAUUAUUGUUAAAAAUAAAUAUACAUAUAGAUUGCACAGUAUAAAAAUAAAAAAUAAAACAAAAAAAUCGUUGCUAAUCUAUAAAGAUAUUAAACUUCAGUUUCAUAUGUAUCUAUGCAAUUAUCGCUAAAUUAUUAUAAUAAAAUCUCAAAAAAAAAUUGUUAAAAUUUAUUACAAAGCGAUUGUAUUAUUCUGAAAAUUCUAUGAAAUUAUCUACAUCUGCAUAAUGUGCCAAAUAUAUUAAAAAAAAUUCAAGGGAUGCAUUUGCAUUAGUAGCGGUCUUACGGUCUACGGGAAGGUGAUGGGUGGAUCACCCCUCCCUCUCCUUGGUCUAUAUUAUAUUACAACAAAAACCUGAUAAUAUAUCUAUGUUUUGCAUUAUUUUUUAAUUAAUAAUUGUGGUAAUAAAGCGAAAAGAAUUCAAUGAUUUUAAUAUUUUUUGGCAACAAUAGGUUUCACUUAUUCUAUGAUAUGGCCAUGAUAAUGUGGCGAUGACCGAGGGACGGCAUGCACCACCAACUAAUAUAUUAUUGACCGAUUUGCAAAACAAAAAAAAACCGAAAAAGGACUUUUAUUUUGUAAUAUCAUUUGAAAUAAUUUUUUUAAAUUUAAUAAAACUAUUUUUUUUUUUUUGAUGAACACUAUUUUUAAGGAUUGUAUUUGAUAUGAAAAAUAUUUAGCCCCCCAUGAUAUCUGUCAAAGACCGCCACUAAUUUGCAUACUAUUGCAUCCCGCAAAUGACGCCGCUUUCGAACUGAACUUAUGGUGGCGGUGCGGCUAUUUCGUAGUGCUCCGCCGUUCAUUCAUAUGUUUAAAUUACAACAAAUAACAGUGUACAUUAGAGGAAGAGGACGUACGCAAGGAUAGAUGCACAACUGUUGUAGUCGUCUGUGCAAUAGUGGCUGUGGUACAUUAUUUCUGUAGGUACCGUGGUCACUGGUCGCGCGAAUCGCUCGACGCUCGCACAAAACAUAAUACACAACAGUCAUCCCACUCGGUACUCGCAAACGCGCGCGCGCGCGCUCGGGCAACACAAAUACACGCACGCACGCACGCACGCAAAUAGACAACACAAAUAUGUUGUUACAAUCUAUUGCAUAGAACAGUGCUCGUUAUUGUGCGUGCGUUCGUCAACUCGGUGAUACGAUUGUUCGGCGUUUCGCUGCCUCUGCCGCCGCCGUCGUUGCCGUUCUGUUUUUUUUUUGUUCCGACUUUUCUUUCAUUUCUCUGCACGGUUCGCACAGUCGCCCUAUAACAUGUCCAUUGUCGCUUGACCAGAGCGAAGACGACAAUCACAAAUAAAUAUAUUAUACCCCGGCGACGCAUCCCGUAUCAACAGUUGUCAUCAAGGUGAGUAGUCUCCUCUUUUUUUUCUUUCUAGUGUUUGUAAGGCUGCAACAGUGACGGAGGCAUUACGUCCUCCGACCUCCUUACUCAUCCACCGUCACCGGACUCGUCGAUAUCGUCAGUCGCCCUGCUCGUUCCCCGAAAGUUAAUUCCUGUCCCUGCCAAGCCGUCGUCCUUCGAUCUUAUCAUUUAUCAUUAUUGUAUUAAUCUCAAAACUUGUUCGCGUGACAACGAAUUGUUCAAACGCUCAAUGUAUCUAUUUACAAAAGACACAACUCUUGUCCGUCUUUCGACUUAUUUAGGUUUACUCUUUUGACACCUACAUUAUCACAUUAACUCGUUGUUAACAUUAGAGUAUUUAAUUCAGUACACCUAUUUAAAUAUUCGUAAAACUUGUUCAGUUUGAUGUAGACAUAUUUUAUUAUUUUAUCAGAACAUUAUACAUUAAGAAUUUAUAUACAAGUUUGAUUUCCCUAAUAAUAAGAAUGUUGAUUGCCUUCGAAGUUCCUAUUGAAACUACAAACAUAGAUGUAUCUAUAAAUAUAUAUAUAUUUAUAUAUCUGUGACUACAAAUUAUAUUUUUUACCAUUUACUUGAAUUAGUGUUCUUCUCUGGCUUUUAGGUAUGUAAUCAGUAAACUGUUUUCCGUUUAUUGCUUUUAAUCAAUUCCAAUGUGUCUAUAACUGUGUAGGUAGGUAUUAGUUAUAAAGAGAAUUACAUUUGUAAUAAAAAUUAAUUUUACCUUUGAUAAUUUAAUGCAUAUUUACUAAUCCUAUUUAUCUUCAACAGAUACAUUAUUUAACAUAAUAAUUGUCAUAAUUGUGUUACUGACAUUAUUUAUGGUGGUCUCUUCUCUGUAGGAUUAUAUUUGUAGGUAAUGAUCAGUAAAACAUAAGUGUUUGUUGUUAGGUAAUUAUUAGCUGCUUAAAUAGGUAUUUAAUAAUCAUACCCUAUUACUCGCCUUAUUAUAUAUGUAUUUCAUAAGUAAGCACUUAUCCCACGUUGGUACUUUAAGAUAAACAAUAUACAUUUUUGAUCAAAGUUUGUUUCUAAAAAUUAUAUGUCCUUGAUAAAUAAAAAAUAUUGUAUUCGUUUACUCGUUUCUUAUCUGUCUAUAUUACAAUACCAAAUGUUUUUAAUGUAUUGGUAGGUAUUAUAGUAUGUUAAAUAUAUUUUCAAAGCAAACUGGGUACUUACACUUAACAUAAGCUUUAAUUCAAUACUAAUCAUAAUAAUUAUAAGACUGCUGAAAUAUUUUACGAUUGUUGAUAAAUUUCAUAUUAAUACUGCAAUUGUUUUCAGUAUUAUUCAUCCUAAACACUUCCUUUAUUUUUAUUUUACAUAUAUUUUUCUUUGCCCUAAUCAUGGUAUUAAUAGUAUAAUUUAUGUUCUCAUUAUAUUUUGUUAUCAUGAUAAUAGUCACAUAUCAUUGUUAAUUUACCAAUAAUAUUUAUUACCUGGACACCUAAACAUACCAUGUUUACCAUGACCAUAACUAGGGCCUAUCUUUGUUAUACAAUGAAGUCAAUUGGUUUUAGACAGUGUAGAUUAAUCCGCAUUGGUUUUAAAAAUAUAAAUAUUUUGUAUUUUUAUAAUGUAAUCAUACAUAUAAAUUAAAGAACUAACUAAUUUAUAUAGAACAUUUAAAUCCAAUAGUGCAUAAAAAAAAAAAAAACAGAACAAAUAAGAUAUUUGAGGAGAUAAUAAACAUAAUAUCUUGUGUUUACAAAAUAUUAGUAGUUUUACCUUAUAGUCCCUAAUUAAAUAUAAAAUAAUAAUUAUUGUACUUUAUGGAUCUACUAAACAAAAUACAAGUUAACUAAAAAUUUAAAAGAAAAUAUUGUUUGUAUAUUUUGUACCAAUUUAAAUUUGUUUAAACAUUGUUCAUUUAAUGUUUACUACUAUAACACGUUGACACUUAACAACAGGCACAUUUCCUAAACAGCUAUCCAUGGCACAAACUAUAGUAGCCAGAAAUUGUUUUGGAUUUUUAUUCAAUUUGUCCAAUAUUUUGUGCUGUACAUUACCAAAGUUUGUGGUAUUAAAAAUAUGAUUUUAAAUACUUUGUGCCAAAAAAACUUUUAUAUGGGAACUAACUGAGAUAAAUUCAAAAUAGGAUAUGGUUUCUAAAAUGAUCUGUAUGAGAAUCCGUAUAUAGUUUCUGAUUCUAAGUGAUGCGGAAAAAACUUUCUAUCAAUUUAAUGAUUUUAUGCUUGUGAUUCUCAUAAUUAAUAUCAUUGAUUAUAAAUUCUAUAUAUUACUAUAGUACUAGUAUUUAUAAUUAAUAAACAUCUUUUGUAUUCCAUUGAACACUUUCAGAACUUCUACCAUAUUAUGCCAUAUGCCAAUAGGCAAUAACAAAGACAGCUUAGGUAAUUGAUUUAAUUUAUCAAUUAGGUACAAUUGCCUAGAUUUAUUCUUGGGUUAAUUAUUAUAACUGAAGUUUUUUGGACAAAUUAUAAGGUACAUUUUUAUGAUUUUUUAAAUGUGUAUUAUGCAAUUUUUAGUUUUAGUUAAAAUUUAUAAUGUAUUAAAUGUUGUAUCUUUAUGAUUAAGUAUGACAUAUUUAUUUUAUUAUUAGGUAUUCAAUAUUUUACAAGAACUUUGUAAUGACAGUUAUAUCUAGAAUAUUCUUUUUGUUUCAAUAAUAUUAAGAUUUAUUUAUUUUUAAUUACACAAGCAAUUGCCUUUUAGUAUGCAUAUAUCAUUUGUACAACAUUUAAUAAUACAUGUUCUUUCGACAGUAUAAUAUAACAUUAAGUUAUCAAACUAAAUAUAAAUUAAUUUAAUUAGUUACCAAAGGUGGGGUCAACGUUGGCACUCGCCAUUAGGCGCCUAAUAAUUUCUUUUUUUAAAUAAUUAGUAGAUAAAUGAGGAAUAUAGAGGGGUUAUGGUGGUUCUUGUUGCCCACUGGGGUACCUUAAAACAUAUAAGUGACAAUAUAUCAGGUGAUCAUCUUGUAUAUAUGUAUUUAAUAAUGUGACCAGCGCUGUAUCUUCAAAUUAUGGCACCGAGACAAAACACAACACCUUUUUAUAAUUAAUUUUUAGACAUCUAGAUGUAUAAUUUCAGAUAAUUUGCACCCUCUUGCUUAACUAAUAUCCAGGAUGAGCCCUGGAUUGUCCUACCUCCCCUCUAUAUCCAGUGUUAAAUGUGACUACCUUAAAUACUGUUUUAUGAAGUUAUUUAUAAAUAUAUUUACAUUUCUAUGUUUAGUUUGUUUUUACAUGCUCCAUACAGUCAUAAAUUAUUAUUUUAUCUAAGAUAAAAUGUAUCUAUUGACUUAUUUAAUAAAUAAAAUAAAAUAAAUUGUAUGGUAAAAGAUGUAUGAUUGGUCCUAUUCUAUUUACUAUUUAUCUUACAGACCUUUUCAAUUUUUAAAAUAAAUGGCGAACUCAAUUUUUUACUAACAGUAUAGUUAUUUAAGUUAAAGGGGAAAAUUUAACUAAGAUAUACAACUCUGUGACUAUUUCACUAAAAAAAGUUAAAAAUUUGUUAGAUGUUGAAACUUAUUCAUAUCAAAACAAAUUAUAUUCAUUUCCAUGUAUUAAAUGCUACAACUGGCCUCCCUACAAUAAAUAAUAAUUAAUAAAUCAUACCAUUGAUUAUAGAUCAAUGUUCAUACUUUUAACAGUUUAGCAAAUGAUAACUACCUCUGCAAAGGUAUUAAUAUUACAGAAGAAGUUGAAUACUUAGGCAUAAAAGUAAAUGAAAUGUUUAAAUGGUCUAAUCACAUUCAGAAUAUAUUUCAAAUUCAAAAUUUUUUUACAUUUUUAAAACAUUAGGAUACAUAUAGUAAACGAAUAUUAAAAAUUGUGUAUUUUUUUCUUGCUCAAUCUAUUAUAUAUGGUAUGGGGUGGAACGCAUUUGACUAAAUUGGAUGUUACAAUAUGAACAUUAAUUUUGAUAGUAUUUAAGUAAUGUUGUAUGAAAAAAGGUGUUAAUCUAGAUUUUAUAUUACUUUGUUUCCUUUCAUAUUUUUAAUAUUAUUAAUCAUAGCUACAUAGCAUGAACUCAUCCACUUCAAACACAAGUUACGCUAGUUAUUUUCAUAUAUUUGUAUUGUUCUAUAAAUUGUAUUGGAUAUAUGUAUAUAUAAAUUUUGUAUAGAUUAGAUAAGGUAAAUAAAUAAAAUUGAUAAUCAUUUUUAUUAAUUAGUACAUUUUAGUGGGUAAGUAAGUAUUUUAAAUGGUUUUAAAUUUGAAUAUUAAUGGUUUAAUUACUUAUUUCUUCAUUUAUAGUUCAAAAUUGUAUUAAAAUCAAAAGUUACUUAUUAAUAUUAUAAUCAUUUUAUAUUUCAAAAAUGAUAGGGGUAAUUUAAAUUAAAAUAUAUUAUACCUUAUAGAUAUUGUUUGUGAGUAAUGAUGGUAGAUAUGUGAGUAAUACAUAUAUUAUUUUGUUCAACAUGCUAAAAAUAUUUUGAAAAAAUACCUGUAUGACUGAUGAGCAAUUUAUUUUUACCUUUUACUUAUUUGUAUUACUAAAUAUUUCAUUAAAUUACCCAAAUAGGGAAACAAGUUCUUCGUGUAGAAUACUUUAUGAUAAGCUAAGUGUGCUUUAUUUACAAAAAAGUUGAAAAUCGCUGGACCAAUAUAUUAAGUGUGUAUCUAAAUCUUCUCUAAAAUUUCCUGUUGAAUUUUAAUUUAUCCAUAGGCAAUAAUAAAAUAUAUCAGUAACAUUACAUUCCCACAACCUGCCUAACUUGAGUUUGUAUUUCUUUAGUUCACUUAAGGUUUCAAUAAUCAAUAAAUUGUCAUACUGCUGCUUGAAUAACACUUAUGUUACUAUAUUUAAAUAUUAAAUAAGUUUAUAGCGGUUUAUAGGUAAGUACUUAUUUAAAAUAAAUAUUGAUUAGUUUUAAAAUCGUAGACAAUUUUUAGGUAUGGAAAAUAAUUUGAAAAUGUAAUUUCUAAAUUAUAAUGAUUUAAAUAAAAUCAAUAGAUAUUAGAUAUUUCUAUAUUUUUAAAUGUUAAAUAUUGUUAAAUUACAAAACAAAAAUGAGAAUUUCAUUGUUCAUAAAUAACAUUUAAUUGAGGUGUUCAUUUUAAGUUAAUAGGUAUUUGGUGUGUUAUAUAAAUAAUUUUUUUUUUAUCUUAUUUACCCUUUUUAAUGUUAUCAUUCAGAAUAUUAUGUUGUUUGACAUACAUUGUUUUAAUUAAUUAGUUUCAUAUUUGCAUAUCUAUUGAAUCAGGUUUAUCAGUGUUGUGUUUUUCUAUUUCAAAUUUAUACCUUGAAUACAAAUUGAUUAUGUAUUCAAUUUUUUAUGUCAGUUAUACUUAUAUUUAUUUUUUUAAUUUAGAUGAAAAAACGAGAAGAAAUGCAAGUUAAUGUGGCAGGGCUAAGGAGGAAUAUUAAAAACAUAGCACAUAAUUAUUCUGAUGCUCAAGUUAGUAUACUUUCUUAUUUUAUUUAUUUUGCUUAUACAUUUUUCACUCUCACUAUUAUACAAUACUAUGUUUAUCUAAUUUAAUGUAUGUUAUAGUCUUAUUAGUUACACUUCAAAAACAACUCAUUAAUACCUAUAUAUUUUUUACUUGUAUGUGAAGAUCUUUAGUUAUCUUAAUCUUUAUAAGACAUUAACACAAAUUACAUUUUAGGUUAAGGUACGAGAGGCCACCAGCAACGAUCAAUGGGGACCAAGUAGUACAUUAAUGGCUGAAAUUGCCGACUUGACUUACAAUGUAGUUGCUUUUUCGGAAAUUAUGGCAAUUCUUUGGAAACGACUAAAUGAUCAUGGACGAAACUGGCGACAUGUUCAUAAAGCCCUCAUUCUUCUAGAAUAUCUAAUAAAAACUGGCAGUGAAAAAGUAUGAACAAUUAUUUUCUCUUAAUUAUAUUCUUUUAAUCUGUAUUUUUGUCUAAGGUUGCCCAACAAUGCAAAGAAAAUCGUUUUUCUAUUAAAACAUUAGAAACAUUCCAGCACAUAGAGGAUAAUAAGGAUAAAGGGCAGAGAGUACGAGAUACAGCUACACAGUUAGUAGCUUUAUUAGAUGAUGAUGAACGAUUAAAAACAGAACGUACCCGUGCAAUUAAAGCUAAAGAAAGAUCAGCUCAAAAAGUCUCAAGUUUUGGCAGUGAUGGAAAUGUAUGCAUUUUUAAAUUAGUUAUGGUUUAAGUAAAAUAAUGGUGGUGGUUAUUAUGUUUUUCUUUUAAUUUUUUUUUUUACGCUAUACAUUUGGCUAGACAACUCCACAAAGUCCUAAAUAUCCAUUGGUAAGUUAAUCUAAAGUUAGAUUUUUUUAUUUAUACCAAAAUUGCAUGCAUUAUAUAUUAAUUAUAAAACAUAGUAUAUCAAUAAACGUAAAAAAAAAACUGACUGAUUGAUGUAUCAAUGCACAGCCUAAACAAUUGUGACUACAAACUUAUAAUUUUGAACAGAGGUUCUUUAUACAAUGCAUGCAAUCACUAAGUGUUUUAUAAAUUCAACUAUUAGUUUUAAAGAAAUUUCAAUGUUUAUAUUGAGAUCAAUUUCAAAAAUAAUAGAUUUUAGGAAUUCAACCCCUUACAGAUUGAAAAGGAGUGUCAUAGUUAAUGUGGACAAAUUACUUUAUAUGAUUAAUUGGAAUAAAUGUAGAUAGUUAAAUUUAGGGGAGCAUAGGAGAAAUGUAAUUUUGAAUGGAAAUUAUUUUGUAUUUCUAAGUUAGUUAAUAAGAGUGUUUAAUAUUUCUGAUUUUUGGAAGUACAUUUAUUCAUAUUUAGCCUACAUCAAUAAUCUAUUUACUUUUUAUACCCCAUUAUAAAAGUGUACAUAGUAUACACACAAAUUAUGUUAAAAGUACUAUACAGUACAUACAUACUUGCAUUAAAAUAUGUACUUCUUUAUAUAAUGCUAUUAUCUUUUAAAUUUUAAUAUAUUAACAAUUUACUUACUUUUGGGAUUAUAUAUUACUAUAACUUGAUUGGUUUAACCUCAAAUAAAUUAAUAUUCAAUCUUUAAUUUUACCAUUUUUAUUGUUUAUAAACAUUAACACAGAUGGUUUUAGCGUACCAAGUAUUGGUGUUGCUGCUUUUAGUUGGUAGUAGUUAGGAUUCUAAGUAAUUUAAAAUAACCAGAGUGGAAAUAAGGAUCGUAUUGGUUUCACUAUGAUGUAUGCUUUUUUUUGUAAUAUUUUGGAUCUAGUACACAAGGAAGUAAUUUUUUUCCUUGUAUUUUUAUUAAUAAUUAGUAAAAAAAAAUUUUAACUUUUUAUUUGGUCAUAAUUUGGUUAAAAAUAAUCAUACAAAUUAGAAAUUUUCUUAGAAUACUUAUAUAAGACUUUUAUUAAAAUUUUAAAAUAAUUAAAAUAUUCUUGAGAGUUUUGAGCCAUUUAUAGGCAUUUUAAAUGUAUGAAUCAGUAUUUUGAGUAAAGUGGUGUGACAAGACCAUAUAAAUUAGUGGUGUAAAGGAGGGGAUAUUUUGGAUGUCUUCUAACAUAAUUUAGAAAUAAUCUUAAAUUCCAAUGGCAAAUUUUACUUUUCUAAGUUUUGGUUUUUAAGUUUUACCGCAUUCCCAUUUUUGGUACCCGAUUUCAUUAUGUUAAAGUAAAAGUGCAGAUUAGUUAAUCCUAAGUUACCAUUGUUUCAGUUUCACCACACUUUUGGUUGAAAGUUAAUAAAUUAUGGAUCUAAGGUUAAUUUCCGUUUGUGAUCUGAGAUAAGCUUCUGUGUGAGUGUUUUCUCCAGUUUCCAAUAUUUUUGUUUUCGCUUUUUUUGUAUAAAUUGAUUAUAACUAGAACAUUAGAGUUCUGUCAUUAAUACUCAGAAUUAUCAGGGAUUAAAAUUUAGGUGUAAAGAUUUCCAUUAACUCUAAGUAGUGGAACUGACCCUACCUUCCCAACUCCCCAAACCAUUAUGGUGUUUUAAAUCCAAACUAUUAUCCUGGUUUUUUCAUUCUGUAGAAAACAAUAAGUAUAAUCAGAAAAUUAUAUUAUUGUACCAACAAUAUGAUAUAAUACAAUAUGCUACAAAAAAACUUUCACUGAUUUUUGAUUGGGGUAAAAUUUCUGGUAAAAAAAUCGGGUUAUUAACAGACAAACAAAAAACAUUAUAGUAAAACCAAUAUAUUUCACGAUACACUCAGAAUCUAAAAUUAAAGUAGAAAAAUAGGUGUCAAAUUAGUUUUGAGUGUUCAUGAUGUACAUUAAUUAGAUAACCUUUAAUGUACAUAAUCUGAAUUUUAAAUCUGUGCAUGCCUUUGGUACUAGUUAUUAUUACAAAACUAUAAUUUUUUAGACUAUAAAAUAAUAGUUAAUUUAUUUUUUUGUAGUUUCGAGAUUCCUAUGGUCUGUAUGAUACACGACCUCCUGUUAAAGGUAUGUUUAUUAUUAACAACAAUUAUUUGUGUUUAAACGUCAAAAUAAUAAAGAAUGUGCUAAUUUACCAAAAAAAAAAACCUAUUUAAUACAUUUAUACUAUUAUUCUUACAAUAAUAUUUAUAUAUAAAGAACUUUUUAUACAGUUUAAAACCAAUAUGGUGUAUCUUUUAGAAAACAUAUGUGUUAAUUAGGUUUUUAAAUUUAUAACAAAUACAAUUUUUUUUUUAAUUCUAUACAUUUGGUUAUUGAUUUUUCAGUGAACUAUUAACCUAAAUCUUAUAAUUUCGAAAUUUACGUUUAAAUAAUAUUUAUUUUUUAAUUUCCUUAUUCUUUACGAAGUAAUUAUUCCAUGUAUUUUGUUUAAAAAAAAACAAAUUCUCAUUUUCUUAAAUGUUUAUAAUAUAUUAUUUUCUAAGUUUAUAUUUUGUCUAUUAAAGCGGAAUUAGAAAGUGCACGUCCACAAACUAUUGGUGAAGAAGAAUUACAAUUACAGUUAGCUUUGGCUAUGUCUAGAGAAGAAGCAGAACAAGAAGAACAAAAAAGACGUAGUGACGAGGUGCGAUUAAAACUGGCAUUAUCUCAGAGCGAAAAUGAAUUCAAGUAAUUACAGUUUUAUUGUAAUUAAAGAAAAAACAAUAUGUUGAAUUGAGUUUGUUUUUACGAAAACUAACAGACAAUAUUUAAGUAGUGGUUCCGAAUCUGGAGCUAAUAGUAGUAAUGGCAAAAGCAGUAAUAUGUUGGACCUGUUGGGGAUCGAUCUUGAUAAUAAUGAUGCAGAUAAAAAUGGUGCAACAGCAGCAGAUCCAUGGGGAAUGCCAAUCAAAACUCAACCUCAACCACAAGUAAAUAGCAGAACAUUUAUUUAAAAAGAUAUAUAUAUAAAUAAAUAAUAAAAAAAAUAAAAAAUAUAUAAUAAUUAAAUUAGUCAACUAGAUUUUAGAUUCUUUAAAGGGAGGGGGAGGUUAUUUUAUAAUUUUCGUAAUAAUUGGAAAAAACAAGAAAAUUAACGUACAUGUAUUUGCUCUAAAUUGUUUUUCAUUAGCAAUGGUUAAUCGUUGGGUACAGGUGUAAGUUAAAUUUCCCUCUAUAUCUUACUCUUCCAACGUCUCAUUUAUAACAGCGCCCACCCUUCGUGUAAAGUAUUAAUUUUUAUUUUAUAGUUUCACUUGUUAUAAUUAUUAACAUUUUGAUUAUCUGAAAUGUUCAAUAUUUCUGGUUUUCAUAAUUUUUUAUGAUUAGAAAUAUUAUAUUCAAGUUUAAUUUUAGCCUUUGAAUUGGUCUAAUGGGGAUUUAAAUAAUGGAGCGCCCGCACGUGCUAUAGAUCCUUGGUCUCCUGUUACCCACAAACAAAGUACUCCUUCCACUCUUAAUGUGUUACCAAAUGCAGUGAAUGAUGGUUAGUAAAUAUAAAACAAAUUUAUAAUUUAAAAAAAUAUGUUAUUAAAUAUGUUACAUAAUUAAGGUGUAGAUCCAUGGUUAUCGCAAACCUCAUCAGCUGCAGCAAUGGCUCCACCAGAUCCUUGGGCUCCUGCAACAGUUAAUCAAUCUUUAAGUAAACCAAAUCAAGAAUUUGAUGAAUUUGCUCUUUUAGGAAAUCGGUCAUUGCUAACAAGUAUGUAUUUAAAUCAAUUUUAUUUCAAUCAUAAACAUUUAGUUUGAAGUACAUAGACAUUUAAUGUAUACUUUUUUCGUUAUUUAGAACCUACUCCUGAUCCAUUUGACUUGUCUCAUUUAAACAACGAACUAUUAGGAAGAGAAUCACAGAGUUCAACAUCGGGUAAAAAGACACCACAUAGUUUCUUGGGUGAAAAUUCUGCUUUAGUAAAUUUGGAUAACCUAGUAACAGCUCCUAUUAACCCAGCACCAGUUGCACAAACAAGACCACCUGGUAUGUAUUAUUUUUGUUUUUAUUAUUGUAAUUAUUUUCAACCUUGGAUACUAUUAUUUAACAUAUUUUAUCUUUUAAAUAUUGAUAUGUGUAUUUUAUAGUAAAUUAUGCAUACAAAUUUUGUUUAUUUUUAUAAUAAUAAAAAAAUUGUAUUUUAAAUAAUAUUUAAAAAAAUAUGGAAAGCUACUUAGUGGCACAGUUAUAACUUACACUAUUAAUAUUGACAGUAGGAUUAUGUUUAAGCUUUUACCAUUCUUAAGUGAUUAUUUAGUUAUUUUUAAAAAUAACAAAAAUAAAAUAUAUCCUAUUAAGAAAUACUUCAUGGUUUUUAAUUAUUAUAGGUAUGGCAAAUCCAUUUGGCUUAACACCUCAACCAUCAUUUGCAACUCAACCAACAGCUCCUUCUACAUUCAGUGGAACUUCAUCUACUUUGCCACCACCACUUGUGCCGUCCCCAAAUCCAUUUCUUUCGUAG